UGAUACUUGUUUGUUGUCAGCAAUGCUGCUUCGGCUGUCAAUAAAUUUAACAAAUUAGUUUAGGUUAUGAUUUGAAGUCUAGUUGCUGGAUUUUUAACAAAAUAUUGCCUUAAAGUUGUUCAGAAAUAAUGGAGAUGUUAACUAAUAAUCGUGGUAACCUCUCCGGCAACCAUGGUGGAACUUCUGUAAAUACAAAGCACAGAAUAUAUAUUACAUCACUGAAAAUCCAAGUCAAAAAUAAAAUGGAAACAUAAAACUAUGGAAAGACUACAAUUACAUAUCUUCCUCUGGAAUUCCUAAGUGCUUUUCCAAAAUUAUAAAAUCUUGUCUCACUUCUAUCCAAAUUCAGCUUUUCAGCUUCCGUAUUCAAAAAAUUAAUGGUUGCAGUAUGUUAAAAUCAUUGGAUUCUUUAUGGUGAAAUUAAAAUUGUCUUGACCCGUAACAAUGAUUCGCAUUCGUGCACUAAAUGAGGAGUCUUCGGACGACAGCGGAGAUGAAGAAGUGCAGACAGUUACAAAAGAAGCGCAGGAACAGGCAGCAUUCCAGGAGUACCACAAAGCUUUGCAAAUCAUAGCCGAUGAGAAGUAUGAGACUGCAAAAGAAAUUCUUGAAAAUUUAUUGCAGAGUAAUCUUAUGGCAGAGGUAAAGAAACCAGAGAACUCUGAAAUUUUUUCGCAACCUGUUGUUGCGCUGAAGUACUGUUGCUUGAAGAACAUGGGUAACGUGCUGGAACAUUUGGAUGACCUCAACGGCUCACUGGAUCACUACUUUAAGGCUGCAGAACUGGACGACAGUGAUGUGACCUUAUGGUACAGAACGGGAAUGGUAGCAGUGCGAGCUCUCGACUAUGAGACCGCUUGUGCAGCUUUUGAACAAGGCCUGAAGUGCAGCCCGCGCCACUGGCCGUGCCUGGAGAACAUGGUCGUGGGGCUGUUCGUGCUGGACAACUACCUGCCGUGCCUGACCUACAUCGGCCGCGGACUGGCGGAGGACCGGCACUUCCUGACCGGCCUGGCGCUGCGGGACUUCAUCCUCGGGGACUUCCCCGGCAUCGAGGCGUUCCACGCCAGCUACUGCAAGGAGUAUGAUUUACUCAUCGGCCAAGUAGAAUACAAUGUCGAGGAAGGGAAGAAAAUUGUGGAAGAAGCAUUGAGGCAGAAAAAAGCCCGCCAGGACAUGCUAGACAAAUUCAAGAUCCCGUUCGAGCUCAAAACCGUCGGUUUGUUGAAACCUCUGCCUUCCAAAACUUGGUUGGGCAUUGGUGAGUGUUUAGUACAGCUGCAUCAUCACAUCCUUGCAAACAGUGAGAACUUAGAAUAUUGUUGCCCAGUGGACAUGACUCUAGUUUGUAAUGAAUCAGAUAGUAAAAAGAAUGAUGCUGUUGAUGAACAAGUUGGUGGUGAAAAUCAGGAAGAAAAAGAAAGUAAUGUGCCUCCUGCUGAGACAGUAGGGGACAGUGACGAAACGAAGUCCAAGAAGCGACGGCGGAACGCCCUGAACUUCCUGGAGCAGUGGAUGUGGGGCGGGCAGCGACGCUCGGCCCGAGUGAGGUCGUCGAAUGUUCGGAAGGAAGUGGAGCGGGAGGAGUGCAACCUCGGCGAGGCCCUGCGACACCUGGUGCCGGUGGCGCUUCUUCCAAACACAACGAAAGAGGAAAAGAAAGAAACGGCCAACCACAAGUCAGGUGAAGAUUCGUCGGACACGAUGGAGCUGUACAGGAUGUUCCAGCGCAGGGAGAGCGGGGACGAGAAGAAGGACGCGGGAGGCAGGGCGUUGUCGCCCAGCUCGAAGGAAGAGCUGAGGAUUCUCCAGGAUGAAGGUUACUUCCUGGUGUCCGCAGAGUUCCCGUCUCCGUGCGAGGACGGCAGGCCGACCGCAGACGCGGCGGUCCCGAGUGCGGCAAACGUAACGGAGACGAAGAGCGACAAUCAGAACGCCGGCGACGGUGGCGUCUGCAGCGUGGACGGUGUUAGAAAGACAGCUGUGGAGGAGGAAGCGCUCGCACGUAAUCGAAACGAGACGGAUGGCGAUGAUCUACACGGUAAAGUCACAAAAAACUUGCAUCUGAAGUUUGGUGUCGAGAAAAAAGGCGCCAGUGUUGUCGGCCGUGACGAAGUUGAAGUGAUGGAAGGCCUCCCCGACUCGGUCGGUAAAAGUGCCGGUGGCGAUGUGAAAGAAACGGCUGACGGUAAGGACGGUUCGAAUGGUGAACUGAAGCUCGGAAGUUGCGGGGAGGUGUUGGAUGUGAAGCGGUACAUUGAAGAGCACAACAACAACAGCAUAGUUCAUCUUCUAAGUCAGUUGGUGAAUACCUUAAGUGGCAAGUGGUGCCUCAAGUGGCCAUCGAAACUCAUUGCGAUGUUCAUGAGUGCCUACGUGUUGAUGAGGAAAAAUGUAAGACAAUACUCAGUAUUUGAGAUAGAAGAUCCAGAGCAUUUCAAGAUCCUGGUUGACGAUGCUUGGACCACGUUACUCUACUUGGAGUUGUACCUCGACAAGUGGUUGGCUGAAAGUUACAGCGCUGGCCAGGAAUUCAAGAUGGCGGAUGUGGCAGAGGACAUUGGCCAGCUUAUGAUGAUGGCGGGACAGCGAAGCUUGUUUGGAGAAUCGUAUCUGAUGUUCGUGAUGCGAGUCUGGUGGCUGUUCUCGCAUGUCUACCUCGUGACGGGAGACAUUUUUGCUGCUGUGCGGUAUUUGGACGAGCUUGUGGAUUUUUUUACCGAAGACUGUAAAGAAAUAAAACUGCCCAACUGCAAAUUCUUCAAAUUGAUCAGUAAGGAUACAGUUACGAAAUUUCAGUCAGAAUUAAUGAGCAACCAGAGCCUGUGCAAGGCCCAGCAGCUGCACAGCGACCGGCGCUACGAGGAGCUGGCGGCGGUGCUCACCGACACCUUCCAGCCACACCAGCAGAAGGAGCACCAGCCAAGCCUGCUGGGCAUCCCGGCGCGGUGCAGCCCCACCGUGGACCGCCCCACGCAGAUGGCGCUGCUGCUCCACGCCCUGUGGCACCUGGGGCGGCACAAGGAGUGCUUCUACUGGGGUGAAGUAUGUUGCAACGAAGCAUUCCAGAAAUAUUUGAACUGUGAAGAAGGCGAGCAAAUGAAUUGGGCUUCCACCAUUGAGAAACUGUUAGCUGCGUUGGAAUCUUGCAUCACGAAGUGUGGUCUCUCUGUCAUGGACGACCUGGAGAAGGCGUCGCGCGUGGGCCGGCUGGUGCAGAACCUGACCCACAUGGUGUGCCACCAGAUGGAGGCGCCGGAGUCGGCCAUCGAGAUGCCCAUCGAGACGGUGCUGCCGUGGAUCCUCCUCCAGCAAGUGCUGCAGAGGUAUCAUGAAAAGAAAUUGCAAAAUAAUACUAAUGUUGAAAGCUACCCUACAGAAGUACCUGGUUAUAUUCAGGUCUUGUUUACAGCUCAUGAAUAUCUUGGCAAACGAUCUUGGUGCUGCAGCAACGAAGGGGCUCUGUUGUUGUACACGAUGGAGGUGCUUAUACCAAGACUGAAAGACGAGUCUCUCGCAGUGUUCAGGGACAGGCUGAAGCUGGGGCUUGAGCAAGCUUUCUACUGCUUGUAUGGGCAUCCGAACAGGAAGAACAAGCUAAAGCAUUUGCAAGACCACGGUGUACCACAGAUCGCACUUGACUGGGAGCAUGCACUGCAGCUGUUCCAGUUUUGCCAACCUGAGGACAUCCCAGAAUUUGAUUCAAAUAACAUUCCUUCCAUCUCAACGGACAUUGAACCUCUUUUCAAGCGAAUAAUUUCACUUGUUCCAGAUGACUGCAGUCCAGUGCCUCUCGUCGAAAAAAUGGGUCGUUACAUAGAUGGUACAAGUCCACAGGUCCCUGUGCUGGGGGACCAAAGCUCCAAACUACCACGCCAAGUUUCGAACAUCUACUAUCUCCUGGCUGACUUCUAUUUUAAGAAUAAUGAGUGGAGCAAAGCGAUUCGUCACUAUCUGCUUGACGUUUGUGUUAAUCCUCUGCGGCUGGAUUCGUGGGCUGGAAUGGCUCUUGCCAGAGGCAGUCUCUUGGAGAUGAAGUUAAAUUCAUGUGAGCCUUUGCGCAACGAAAGUGAGUUCUUGCGCCAAGCUGCGACAGCUCGUCGUUGUUUCCAACGGGCGCUCGAGAUCGAUCCAAAGCACUCUGUGUUGUGGAUCGAGUACGGCUCCUUCGUAUACAUGGUCCACUCGUUCUGCUCGAGAGUGCUGAAGCAGCAGGCUGUUAAUUUGAGUAUGGAGAUGUGGACGAUAAUCGAAAAACAAAAAGAAGAAAUGUUGGAUCUUGCUGUAAAGUGUUUUACAGAAGCUAAUAAGGUGUGGUUGACUCACGGCGAGGAGUGUGGUCUGCAGGACGAGCGAUGGUUACACCAUUACAUGCUCGGGAAAGUGGCGGAAAAGCGAGAAGAUAAUCCCUGCACAAGUCUUAACCAUUACGUCCAGUCGUGCAAGUACCUGAGCAGCAACAAGGCCAGCUUCGCCCUGAAGCUGAACUACAACAACCCCCCGUUCCUGGCGGUGGAGGUGCUGGAGGUGGUGUACCGCAUCCACGCCUGCAUCCUCAAGUACCUGGAGCAGCGCGAGGGGCAGGCGGUGCCCGGGAAGGUGCGGAGGUCGUUCGCCCGGCACCUGCAGGAGGUCGAGGCCGGGCCCUUCAUGGCCGCCGUCCGAGACAAGAAGUCUGACAGUGAAGAAGAAAGCAGAAAGAGAUCAGCUUCAGAUGCGCUGUUUUCUGGCUUGGAAAAUUUAGAGUUCAGCCAACCUUUUUGUGGAUCCUUACCACUGGAUGUACAGAUAAUAACAGAUGUGAUAGAAGUCAUGGAAAACUUGAUCAGCAGAGUCGCAGCAAUGACAUCAGGCAGCACAAAAGAGAACACAGAAGUGAAAUCCGGUGCCCCUGGAGCUCCGGUUAGGAAUGAAGCGCAGAUUGCAGAAGAAAAAGACGGCGUCCAGGCGAAACUGAAGUUGAAACCCCUGAAGGAGUUGCUGGAGGGCAGGGCCGCAGCCUCGGUUCAAGAUGGUGGCAGGCAGGACUGCGGGAACAAGGACGACGCUCCUGCGUUGAGAGGUGAGGCGGCUGACGGCGUGGGGAAGAACAGUCAGGGCGAUGCAGCGGAGAACACAGAGAGAGACGGGAACCCCAAAGCAGCGGAGGCGAAACAGGACGGGUACCCGGCAGCGGACGGCGGUGCGACGAGGUCCCUCGGGAAGGAGGAGGGCGACGCGGAAAAGAUGGAGGUGGACUCCGCCGGCAAGGGCAGCAAGGAUCCCGCCCGGCGGGGCUCGCGCGAAGGCUCCGCCACGACGGGCACCACGACGGAGACGUCGAGCGACAACUCCUCCAGCAGCAGCAGCGACGAAUCCUCGUCCAGCGAGGACUCGAGCGAUUCCUCGACAAGCAGCAAGUCCGACGACUCCAGCGACUCGGGCAGCGAAGCCGGCUUCAAGCCGAACAGCACUGUCGUCGAGCGGAAGAAGGCAAGGAGCAGCGCACGCGCAAGUGGUGAGCCCAACAAGGAUGAAGAAAACGAAAGUGAUGAUAGCGAUCACGAUACAGACGAUAAAGAUCACUACAAGCUUAUUAACAAAUGCUUGAUAAUGCUAGAGGAAUGCGUUGUACGAUUUCCUCAGCAUUAUAAGUCAGUUUAUCGACUUUCUCAUUACUACUUCUACUCCAAGUUCCACCGGAAUGUGCAAAAGUGCCGAGACCUUCUGUUGGGGACCCACAAAUGUCUUCCGUUUCCCAGCAGGUACACCAGUACCACUGUACAAGGCCUUUUUCUGGAACGCAAAAAUAACAACUUUUUUAAUGGUAUCUGGCGUAUCCCGUCCUCGGAAAUCGACCGGCCGGGUAGUUUUGCGUCUCACAUGAGCCGGUGCAUGACACUCCUCAUGGAGAUCCUCCGGGAGCAGAAAGAUCAGAAGCUGCUCAUGGAGCUUGCCGUGCAGUUAAGCAGAAUCCCGGAAGCAGACAAGAAGUACCUGCGUGACGGGGAGCGCGAGCAGCUGUCCCGCCAGGCGCUCACGCUGUGCCAGCAGUCCGUGCGCGCCAAGCUGCACCAGGCGGGCGAGGCCGUCGGCUCCCCCCUGCUCCUGGAGGUGUUCCACUGCUACCAACGCGUGCAGAAGCACUUCCCCAGCAAGGAGCCCAGCUUUGCGUCCCUCGUCACGGACGCCUACAAGAGGCACUCCAAGGUGAAAGAAGCAACCUUGGAACAAGUUGUUAAAUUUUGCCAGGCAGAAUUCAUAGCCAGUCGUAUGCAAGCAAAAUCAAAAGUUUUGUCAUCAGGAGAGCCUGCAGCUCCAGUAUCGUCGGCACCUGUAGGAGCUACGAGUGCUGUACCGUCGCAGAUGCAACAGCUGCAUGUUCAGUCACAACUGCAGCAACAACAACCGCCACCGCCGCCACCACAACCACCCCCACCCCCACCACAGCAGCAGCAGCAACAGCAACAAAAACAACAACAACAACCCCAGCAGCAGCAACAGCAGCAGCAACUACCCACACCACAGCAGCAACCUCCGCUGCAGAAGAAACCGCCCGUGCCUGCAGCCUCAGUUGCUCCUGUGGCCCCAGCAGGCUCGACAAGUGUGACCCAGGCUCAGCCGGUGAAGACGCGAGGCCGCCCCGCCAAUGCCAGCCGAGCGGGUAAAGCCGCGGUGGGCGGCUGGGGCGUGGGCUCUCUGCCAUCGUUCCCGCCCGCCAUGUCUGCGAUGUACCCGUACCUUUUCGGUGACAGCAGCGUGCUACCACCGGCGAUGCGCGGCGGCAAUCUCCCCAGCGUGGAGCAGCAGUUGGCUGCCCUGAAUCUCAUGAGCCUCCACGCGCAGCUGGGCAGCUAUCAGGCCGAGUUCCUCCGGCACUUUGCGUCGCCGUCCGGCCCCUCGCCGUCGCUGCUGGCCAGCCUCGCCACGCACGGGCUGCCGGCCCUCGGCUUCCCCCCCUUCGGCUCCUCCUCCGCGCCCACGGGCUCCUCCCAGCAGAAGCUGCACGCAAGCCCGGUGAAAGACAAGCAGAGCGCUUCCUCCUCUAAAGUGUUACUUAGUAAACUCCCACCGGCAGGUUCGAAACUACCUGCCACGACUAAGGCUUCUCCUCCUGUCGCCACGAAAGUAACUCCGCCCACCGUCUCGAAAGCAGCAACGGCUGUGGUUUCAAAAAUAGCAUCCCCCACCGUGCCGAAGAUAACACCAUCCACUGCUGUCUCGAAGGUGACGCCUCCCGCGGUGUCGAAAGUGAUGCCACCUGCGGCCCCGAAAAUUCAGCCGGCUGCAGUGCUGCCAAAAGUUUUGGCGAAGGACGCUGUGAAAAGUUCUGGUCCAUCGCUGCAACAGAAACUUCAAGCGACGUCGCAGGCGUUUAGCGAAGCGCUGGCUCGCUCUGCGGCUUCUUCAAGCAGUUCCUCGGGGAAGAGUCACUUGAAGUAUUCGUCGCCUUCGUCUCCCGUGCUGACUAGUAACGCUGGCAGCAAGCAGAAGUCCAAAACAGAGUCCGCCGUCUCUUUCACUGCUACGACAGCUGCACUUGAAAAGAGUUCUACUACCUCAAAAUUGAUCAGCUUUAGGAAACAGUCAUCUCAAAAAAUCAGCAAUGGAAGUGGGAAAGAGCUUAAGGAUCUUCUGGGGUCAAUCCCACUGCCAAGAAUUCCUACUGAUUUUACUAAGGUUUCAUCUUUAUUACAGAAUAUUGAAGGUGUGUCCAAGAACACAGAAGAGAGUGUCAAGUUGGGUCAUGUAUCUUCUAAACCAAAGGAAAUUGGUCACAAUCCCAAAGUACCUAGCAUGUUAGCUCCAACGUACAAGAGCAGUACCAACGUUUCUGUCGUAGAUCUGAGUCCGGUGAAGAGUAGUCAGGGAAGUGUGUCGUUGAAGAACUUGGGACAUGAAAUAACUGUUAGCUCGUCCAGCACUUCGGUUCUGAAGAGAGCUGCAAAACCAGCCGCGUCUCAGCUUGAAAUACUUAAAAAACCCAAGAUGUCUUCGCCACUCGGGUCGCUGUCGAUUCCGUCUUCGAUCACCAUCACUCCGAAACAAGCGGACGGCCCAGCGGGGCCGCGGGACAUUCCCUUGAGCGUGCGGAUGAAAGACUGUGUGUCUAUAACGGAAGUGGUGAGAGGAAGAAGUUCGGGCACGGUCGUCAGGAAAAUUCAACCGGACAGUGACGUCGUCGCUCCGAAGGAGGACAAGAAAGGCGCUGAAAACGUGGAAGUAAUAACACUCGACUGAUAUAAAAAUCUUCAUCAUGCACUGCAGCAUUAGCGCUUUGUACUGGUGAAGAUUUGAAGGCAGGGUAAUCUUUACUUGCCGUGUUUUUUAUAUGAAUAUAACAUGAAGCAGUUUGUAUUAUAUUCUAUUCAAUGCUUAGAACUUAUAACAGUUAGAGCAGAGUAUAAUCUCAUAGUUUUAAUGUUAUAAAUGCAUAAUCACAUUGAGUGAAUUUUAUAUCAUAUCAUAGUAUUUAACAUGGGGGAUUGAUCGUGAUCAAAUCCAAUCAUUCCUAAUAGAAUUUAUUUGUGAGUAUUUAUGUAAUCAUGUAAGUUGGAUGUAUCAGUGGUAAGGCCUGUGCGAAUAAAGGUUGUAGAUCAAAUUGAAUUUGAAUACAAAUAUCAAAAUAUUUGUAAAUACAAAAUAAAAUUUAAAUAUGUAAUAGUUAGUUUUUUUUUAGUCACUUUUUUAGACUCAUAUACACGAUUAUAAAAUAAGUACCGUAUUUACUCAUAAAUGAGUCGUCCCUUUGUAUGGUUCGCAUCCUUAAUUUUGGGCCAAAAAAUCCGCCCUUGAGUAUAAGUUGUACCAUAAAUCUGUCUCCAGUAGAAUGCAAGUGAAGUCUUGAUGGUCCGUAUCCCUGCUUAUUGCCCUGUAAGAAACACAUGACAAUCCCCUCUCCAUCCUUUAUGGCUCAUCCCCCCCUUCCCCCUCGACUAAACACUAACAAAAAAAUACAAAGGAAAAGUGUUUCAGAGAAUAAGACAGCCGUUCUUGAAUAAUAUCAAGCACGCUCUUUACAGCAGUUGUGUAAUGAAUGAAAUGUUGCAGUAGAGAAAGCAUAGGAAAUCUCAUACAAAAACAAUGUUUGGGACACAAUUGCAUCACAAAAACCUGUCGAGAUAGAAACAUGAUGUUUGAGUUCAGUGCCAGUUCACGGACAUUUAAUGGCCACUCACUCACACAAACGCGCAUACUCCCUUACUCCCUUGCCCGCUUUAUAGUUCUCUCAAAUUUUGCCAAUUUUUUUCAAUGAAAUACAGUCAACUUCUAACUUAAGUAAAUGCUUUCCACCAUUAUUUAGGAAAGUGGCAUCUCUUUAUACUUACCGCCCAAAGAAUCAUUUGUUGAUGUUUGUAAGUACUAAGUGUAGACUGUAUUAUUUAUUUAAUAGGUUUUUUUUUUGUAAGCUGUGAAUAUAUGUUCAUUGAUUUGUUUAUCAAAUGUUUUAUACUAUUUUGAAAAUUAUAUUGUAACAUGACCUGUAUUCAUGGCAUUGAACUAGCGUUAAGUCUCAAAAUUUGUGAUACUUCUGAGGUGUGAACAAAAUUUUAAUAUGUGGGUUGAAAUAUUGUCAUAAAAUUCUUUACACAUUAAUGUUUUGGAAUGAAUUGAAGAAAACUUAUUAAAAUCAUGAAUGUGUGAUAAAGUAAACAAAGCUGGAGAUACACGAUAAUCAAGCAAAAAAAUUUUCAUGUUGCUGAAUCUUGUGGUUAAGUAUUGUGAAUUGUAAUUCUUGCAUAAAACAAGUUGUAUAAUACAA
Messenger RNA from Bacillus rossius redtenbacheri, 9742 nucleotides. Its product is annotated as calcineurin-binding protein cabin-1-like. Lineage: Eukaryota; Metazoa; Arthropoda; Insecta; Phasmatodea; Bacillidae. Bases 445 to 8220 code for a protein of 2591 amino acids. The transcript is spliced from 33 exons. Gene Ontology annotation, molecular function: nucleosome binding; protein binding. Gene Ontology annotation, cellular component: nucleus. Gene Ontology annotation, biological process: chromatin organization. The record is from RefSeq and is a predicted model, not a curated record.